AUGGCGAAUACCUUGCAAUCACUACAAAGUGCCGCCAAACGUGCGGGGACCUCAUGUGCGAACUGCAAAACCACAACGACAACCCUUUGGCGGCGGAAUGCCAGCGGUGAACCAGUGUGCAAUGCCUGUGGGCUCUACUAUAAAUUACACAAUGUAAAUCGUCCACUGACUAUGAAAAAGGAAGGCAUACAGACACGAAAUCGUAAGCUCUCAUCAAAAUCGAAAAAGAAGAAAGGCCUCGGCGGAGCUUGUUUGCCUAUUGGCAGUCAUUUGGGUAUGGGUGAUUUCAAACCAUUGGAUCCAUCAAAAGGUUUUGGUGGCGGCUUCUCAGCAUCAAUGGCACAACAUGGCCAUCUUUCCAGCGGCUUACAUCCUGCACAUGCGCAUAUGCACGGCGGCUGGUAUACCGGCGGCAUGGGCGCUUUGGGUGCUUCAAGUGGUUUGCAAGGUGGUUUCUCUACAGCUGGUUCAUUGGGUGGUGGUGUUGUGCCACACUCACAGCCUUAUCAUUUAGGUUUGGGAUCGAUGCCAUCAGCACAAGCUGCAAACUCUAAACUGCAUUGGUGCAAGUGUAAAAAACGAGAAGAAGAAGAAUAA
This is a messenger RNA of Teleopsis dalmanni, 597 nucleotides long. Its product is annotated as GATA-binding factor C-like. Gene Ontology annotation, biological process: negative regulation of transcription by RNA polymerase II; cell fate commitment; positive regulation of transcription by RNA polymerase II. The transcript is spliced from 5 exons. The record is from RefSeq and is a predicted model, not a curated record. Gene Ontology annotation, molecular function: RNA polymerase II cis-regulatory region sequence-specific DNA binding; zinc ion binding; DNA-binding transcription factor activity, RNA polymerase II-specific. The coding region runs from base 1 to 597 and encodes 198 amino acids. NCBI's taxonomy places the organism in Eukaryota, Metazoa, Arthropoda, Insecta, Diptera, Diopsidae.